UAAUAACUGCAAACCUCCCGAAAUUACUGAAACCAAUUAACUUCAUAUAUAAUUCCAAGUUAAAGGCAUUCUUACUAGAAAACAAAAAUAUCAAACAAUAACAUACUAAAAAUCAGUAUAAUACAAGGUCUCAUUACAUAUAUUUUCCCUUGGCGAUCACAAAGAACAAAUGAUGUUUACGUACACGGGCAUACGCAGUCCACGCAGAGCCGCAGUACCGCUGAUAGCGCGUUUUCUAUAAACACGUGAUAAAAGAAGGUGACAAAAGAAAACAUUGACAGCCAUCAUCCAACAUCGGCAACUUAACGUACGUUGUGUUCAUAUUAGCUUGUGAACUUGAUCUCACAAAAGGAAUUGGGAAAUCGAUUCUGAUCAGUUGCCACAGUUGUCACAUAUACUUGUCAGCUUAAUAUCAUCUUGAUAGUGCAAAGUAUCAUCACAGCAUAUUUUGAAAAGAACUUAAAGUCUUAAGUUCAAUUAAUCAAGAUAUUUGCGCAAAAUACGUAUAAUGGCAGAGAAAGAAAUUUCUGACAAAAAAGAAGUGGGGAAUAUCUCCACUGAAAUUUCCCCAGAAAAGGAAGAGAUAGUAUCGUCACCAUUUUUACCUCUAUAUACCAAGAGUGAGUCUAUAACAAGUCUUGACUGGACUACAUUCGAGUAUACAUGGAGAAUCAAUCAACUUCAACGUUUUCGUAAUUGUUACAAUAACCUUGAAUUACGUUCUCCAUCGUUCCCCAAAACAGGUCAAUAUGCGAUUCAAGCAGAUUUAUGUAAUGAUGAAAUUACUGUAACAUUACGUAUACUUAAUUCUGAAAGUUUUAUUGGUUCAUGUACUACCACACUAAGGAAUGAUGAUGGAUAUUUGUCAAGUGAUUUUAUUUCACGCCGCAUAUCAGAUAAGACAUUGUUAACUAAAAUUUCAGAUUACUUUUUUGAUUCAAUUAAAAUACAUUGUAAGAUUGAAAUUUAUCGUAAUAUAAUAGAUAGUACUAUACAUAUGAAAUUACCAUCUUCAUUACAAUCAGAAUAUCUAAAUUUUUUAAAUUAUUCAAACCUUGACGAGAUUGAGUCUAAGUAUGGGAAAUCAAUCAAAUUUAUAGUAGAUGAAAAAAACCAUUAUGUUAUAACAAGAAAAUUGUUGCUUGCCACCAACAGUAAGUACUUUAAGAAUAUCUGUCUUACAUAUGAGGCAAAAGAAAAGGACAUGACAAAUGAAUUAAGUACAUCUAGAGAAAAAUCUAUUUUUCAAGAUAUUUUAUUAUUUAUUAUAAAUGGCAUAGAAUUAGGACGAAAGUUAAUAGAAUCAAGGUAUUAUUCCUAUCCAACAACAUUAUUGAUAGCAGCUUAUAAAUAUGAUGUGUUAGCCUUAAAAUGGAUGUGUGAACAUUAUUUGUUACGCCGGAUUACAAUUGAAAAUGCCGUAGAACUUAUACAAUUAGCGUUUUUGUCUGAAGCAACAUUUUUAGAAACUCAUGUGGCAACUUUUAUUAAGUUUCAUAUAAAAGAAAUAAUGGACACUGCAGAUUUUCAAAAUAUACAAAAAGAUUCAAAUAAUAUUAAGAUAUGUGAAUUGAUUGAGAAGAUUAAAAUAUCUGAAAUAAUCAGUACUAAUCCGAUUAUUUCACCCAAAUAAAGAAAUUUAUUUAACUAAUAUUUGAUUUAUAUGAUAUUGCAGUCUAAGAUGUUAAAACAGAAUGUGAUAAAAUAUUUUUCUUAUUCAUUAUUUUUUUUAUAUACAUAAAUAGCAAACAUUUUUUUUUCUUUUUAC
This is a messenger RNA of Monomorium pharaonis (pharaoh ant), 1768 nucleotides long. Its product is annotated as BTB/POZ and MATH domain-containing protein 5. Gene Ontology annotation, cellular component: cytoplasm. Bases 509 to 1633 code for a protein of 374 amino acids. Gene Ontology annotation, molecular function: ubiquitin protein ligase binding. The record is from RefSeq and is a predicted model, not a curated record. NCBI's taxonomy places the organism in Eukaryota, Metazoa, Arthropoda, Insecta, Hymenoptera, Formicidae. Gene Ontology annotation, biological process: regulation of proteolysis; proteasome-mediated ubiquitin-dependent protein catabolic process. The transcript is spliced from 2 exons.